Messenger RNA from Lathyrus oleraceus (garden pea), 1710 nucleotides. RefSeq lists its product as uncharacterized. The record is from RefSeq and is a predicted model, not a curated record. The transcript has a single exon. Lineage: Eukaryota; Viridiplantae; Streptophyta; Magnoliopsida; Fabales; Fabaceae. The coding region runs from base 1 to 1710 and encodes 569 amino acids.
AUGACUGGAAUAUUUGUGGACACGCUGAAGGACCCAUUCUUUGAUAGAUUGGUGAGUAGUGCAACAUCCGAUUUUGCGCAUCUGGUCACAAUCGGAGAUCGCAUAGAAAAGGGUAUGAGGGAUGGAAAGAUUUCAGGAGCCGUGGCAACCCCUAGUGCACCAAAAAAGUAUUCUGGAGGCUUCCAGAAGAAAAGAGAAGGUGAAACAAAUGUUGUAUCUAGAGGCUAUAAGGGGAAGCAACAAGCUUCAUAUGGCCAAGUCGCCGCCGUGGUACCCAUACCUUAUCAACAACCCAUACAACAACAACCAAUGUAUCAACCACAUCAUCAACAACCUCGUCAACAACAGAACACAGCACCACCAAGACAAUUCAGGACAAGGCCUCCAAGAAGGCAACUUGACCCUCUACCAGUACCUUAUAGCCAAAUAUUCCCAUAUUUGCAAAAGGAGGGCCUUCUGACAUUGAGGGAGCUAAAACCGGCUGUCUUUCCAUAUCCACCAGGAUAUGAUGCUAACGCCCAUUGUGAAUUUCACAUGGGAGCGCCCGGCCAUACCCUGGAGAAUUGUUUUGCAUUCCAAAAUAAGGUACAAGACCUGAUUGAAGCAAAAAUUGUUACCUUCACUCCGAGACGCCCGAACGUGAACACCAAUCCCAUGCCAACACAUGGAGAUGCUUCCGUCAGUGCCAUUGAGGGGAGUGCUCAAGGAGAACUGAUUCUUAAAGUUGAAGAGAUUCAAACCCCUAUCACCAGGAUAGGGGCACAGUUGCUAAAAAAUGGCCUAGUCCCAGAGGAGUUAGUCAAUGAUGAGAAUGAGAAAGGGUUGAGGAAUUUUAUACAACAAAUGCUGGAUCGAGGCGAGUUACAGAUAAAUCGUCGUGUUAAGAACAAGGGAGAGGAAGAGAUAGUCGUCGUGGUGGACAUCCUUUAUGAUGAGGUUAACGUGGACAUCCCUUUAGAUGAGGUUAAUGUGGCCAUCCCUUAUGAUGAGGUUAAUGUGGAAAUCCCCAUAAACCCAUUGGUGAUAGAGUUUCCAGCACCGUUCGCGUAUAAGGAUGAGAAGGCGGUACCAUGGAUAUAUCAGCCCAGAGCUUUUAAGCAAGGGCAGGAAGACCGACCCGUGGUAAUCAACGAAACAAACGUUACCUCAAUUAUGGGGCCAGCCGAAAUGACGCGCAGUGGCCGAGUGUUCGCGCCAAGGGCUGUUGAUACUUCUACAAAAGCCAAAGGGAAAGAAGUUGCUACUCCUGUCCAAAUCCCUGUCCCUAGUCGAGAAAUGCAAGAAAUGCAUCUGUAUCCUAAAGUUGCGGUCACUCGUGAGGAGGCUGAGGAAUUUCUAAGGAUAAUCAAGAAAAGUGAUUAUAAAGUGGUAGACAAGUUGAAUCAAACACCUUCAAAAAUCUCCAUGUUAUCUCUUUUGCUCAACUCAGAAGCACAUAGGAAUUCAUUAUUGAAAGUAUUAAGCGCAUCACAUAUCACGAAAGACAUAACGAUAGAACAGUUUGACGAUGUGAUAGCUUACGUAACCACUGGAAAUUUUUUGGGAUUUAACGAUGAUGAACUGCCAGUUGAGGGAAAGAACCAUAACAAGGCCCUACAUAUCUCCUUGAAAUGCAUAGACACUAUACUAUCAAGGGUAUCAGUAGACACAGGUUCCUCACUGAACGUCAUGCCAAAAACCACCUUGAUAAAGCUGCCAUGGAGGGGAUGA